Messenger RNA from Homalodisca vitripennis (glassy-winged sharpshooter), 5157 nucleotides. Its product is annotated as neurexin-3-like. The record is from RefSeq and is a predicted model, not a curated record. Lineage: Eukaryota; Metazoa; Arthropoda; Insecta; Hemiptera; Cicadellidae. Bases 203 to 4009 code for a protein of 1268 amino acids. The transcript has 21 exons.
GGCACCGUCAGAAGCAACGUUCCGUGGUUCGGAGUAUCUGUGGUACGACCUGAGUCGGACUGGAGGUGAGCCGAUCGUCAGCACUCAGGACUCCAUCUCCCUCACAUUCAAGACUCGCCAGUCCACAGGCCUGCUCUUCCACACUGGGGAUGGAGACGACUACCUGAACCUGGCACUCAAAGACGGAGGAGUGAUUCUCACUAUGAGUCUUGGAAACGGCAAGCUGGAUGUGCUCAUCAAACCCAUCAGAGUGCGCUUUGAUGACAACCAAUGGCACAAGGUCACCGUACACCGCAGGGUCCAGGAGAUAUCGGCAGUAACCAGCUUUUGCAGAUUAACAGCGGUGGUGGACGGAGUCUACUCUGAACACUCCAACACUGCCGGCACGUUCACCAUGUUAUCCUCCAGUCGAGUGUACGUGGGUGGUAGUGAGAACACCAUCAGCCUCCCCGGCUCCAGGAUAAACUCCAAUUUCUACGGUUGCCUUCGGAAGGUGGAGUUCACUGCUGACACACUGAAAUUGAACUUGGUGGAGUUGGGUCGGACAGGCAGCAAGCUGAUAGCUGUCCAUGGACACGUGGACUUCAUGUGCCAAGAACCGGAGGCGGCAGACCCCAUUACCUUCACCACCCGGGCCUCACAUUUGGUCGUGCCCACCUGGGAUGCUACGAGGACCGGAUCUAUCUCUCUGAAGAUAAGAACUGUGGAGGCGGACGGACUCAUUAUCUACAGCAGUGGACCGAGAUCCUCACAUUUGGCGCAGGCGGACCUGUUUGCGUUGGAGAUGGUGGGGGGACACCUGUACCUGCACCUGGAUCUGGGGUCGGGGGCGGUGAAGGUGAAGGCGACCACGAGGAGGGUGGAUGACGGCAUGUGGCAUGAGGUCAUGCUGAGGCGCAAUGGCAGGGAGGGGCGACUCACAGUCAACGAGAACGCUGCUGACUUCAGCACACCCGGAGAGUCAAAUCAAUUAGAUUUAGAAGGCGGAAUGUACAUCGGAGGCCUGGGACCAACGACCCUUCCACUGCCACCUGCACUAUGGUCAGCUGUACUAAACAUUGGGUAUGUCGGCUGUAUCAGAGACUUCGCCGUCAAUGGAAAGGCUUUAGACAUUGCUGAGUACGCCAGGCAACAGGAUUCCAGUUCUAUCCAGCCUGCCUGUCACUCACUGGGGACUCAGUGCGACUCCCAGCCUUGCAUGAACUCAGGCCUCUGCUCCGAGGGUUGGAACCGUUUCAUCUGCGACUGCUCCGCUACAAACUUCGCCGGCCCUACAUGUGGCAAAGAGGCUACUACGCUAAGCUUCAAUGGAUCUCAGCACAUGGUAGUGAUCCUGCCCCAGGAACUCAGGUCUCAGACUGAGGACGUGACCCUGAGGUUCAGGACGACUCGUCCUCUCGGCUUGCUCUUGGUGACCAGUGCGGAUCAGUCUGCAGACAAACUACAGCUGACAAUAUCUGCUGGUCGCAUCAAACUGACAAUCCGUAUUGGUGAUAAGGAAAAGACGAUGCUCUCUGGACAGGGACUAAACGACAAUCAGUGGCAUACUGUCACCUUCUCGAGAAGAGCAAGCAACCUCAACCUGCAGGUGGAUGAUGAGGCUCCUAUACGAGUGGAGACGGUGCUGGGAAAGCAAAGUACGCUGGAACUCCGGUCUGUCCACGUGGGUGGGAUAUACCACCUGGAAGAGGAAGUGCAGGUGAGCAACGCAGUCCCGAGCUUCGUGGGUUCCAUGCAGCAGUUCAAGUUCAAUGGACAACACUACUUUGAGAUAGCUCGGUCAUCCGGAGCCACACCAGCCCAAAAAGGCCCCAGAUACAACCCAGAGAUCCACGUGACGGCCAACUUCAGCAAGCGAGAUCACCAGCUAGUCCACCAUCCAGUGACCUUCAAGUCAAAACACACCUUCGUGGGGUUACCGGUCCUGAAGGCGUACUCUGCGACCAACAUAUACUUCCAGUUCAAAACGCGAGAGUCCAGUGGCAUCAUUCUGUACAAUGCCGGGAGGGAGCAGGACUUCAUAGCGGUGGAGUUAGUCAGCGGACACUUACAUUACAUCUUCAACUUGGGCGACGGUCCUGUGAGGGUACGGGACAAUGCGAGGGCCAGCCUCAACGACAACAAGUGGCAUACGGUCACUAUUGGCCGCCCUAGUCCCAAGCAGCACACUCUCAUGGUGGACGACACCUUCGCCACGGUCACCAGCUUGGGAAUGAACGAGAAACUAGACUUGGCCGGUAUCCUGUACUUGGGUGGCGUUCCCAAAGAUAUUAGCCCACCUCUUCCCAAACAAAUUCAGUCUCGUCAUGGCUUUGAGGGGUGUCUGGCCAGCCUGGACCUCAAUGGAGAGAGCCCAAAUCUGAUGGUGGACGCUGUAAUACCAAGUUCGCUGGUCUCUGCUGGAUGUGAAGGUCAAAGUACGAAGUGCAGUCACAACGUGUGUGCCAACCGAGGUGUGUGUGUUCAACAGUGGAACUCUUACACAUGUGACUGCGAUAUGACCUCCUACACGGGACCGACGUGUUCUGACGAAUCUAUAGCGUACGAGUUCGGGCCGAACCGAGGCCUCAUCACAUACGUGUUCCCCGAGGAUCGACGACCAGAAAUGAAGAGCGACGUGUUGGCCCUGGGCUUUGUCACCACAAAGGAGGACGCCGUGCUGCUCAGAGUCGACAGUGGGACUUCCAACGAUUACAUGGAGCUGGAAAUUGUGGACGGCAACAUCUACAUGGUGUACAAUAUGGGAACUAACGACCACCCCAUAGGUGAGAACAGUGUGAAGGUGAGCGACAACACUUACCAUGUAGUCAGAUUCACGAGGUCUGGAGCUAACUCGACUAUUCAAGUGGAUGACUACAACGUACAAACUAACCAUCCCAAAGGACACCAACUGAGCGUUUUCAACAGCCAGGCUCAGAUUCAGGUAGGGGGCAAGUGGAACAGAGCCAAACAGAGAGUGGAGAGAGCUUUCGGAGGUGUGAUGGCGGGGCUGGUGCACAACGGUCUGAGGCUCCUAGACCUGGCGGCGGAGAGCGAUCCUCGCACCGAGGUCCGCGGUGACGUCACGCUGCUUACCGGUAUCCGCGACCGUCUACACGAGCCUUUGCAGAGGAUGCAGCAGACGCCACCCUCGGGGUUCCCCGGCAUACAGGACGACCUUGUGUUCUCGGGAGCUGGGUCCGGGUGCAACGCUGAUGAUGAGGACCAGUGUACGCCUGUGUUCGAGACCGGAUCUGGAGACGACCUGAUAACUCCGGUGUACGUACCCCCGACUCGGCCACCGUCCACCACCAAGGGUCCGGGCAAGGCUGCUAGUGGUAAGCCUAUAUGUGAUGACGAGGAUUGCUUUGAGGGGGGUUCUGGCUCCGGAGAGACGACUACCACUGAGGCGGGCAGCUCUGGCGGCCCGGGCCUCUCGUCCUCCAACACAGACGUGACUUCUACUGGUACUGACACUCCUGACACAUCCUCUUCUUCAGGGUCAACCCAGAUAAGCGCCGGGUCCGCAGGGCCGGAGGUGACAUCUGUCACGAGCAAGGGAAGUUCCCACGGACCGCCGUCUACUACAGGCGCCGGCGCCGGCCCAGGCAGCAGUACAGAACAAGGUCAAGGCAGUACCUCCACUACAACAGAACACGUACCUCCACCACCCCCACCGCCUCCACCAUCACCUUCACCCUUCUAUCCCCUGUAUCCUCCCAGAACCAACCGCCCCCACAUCUCGUCACGGGCGGCUGAGAACACGGCCAUCGUCAUCGGCAUCAUAGCCGGGACUAUGAUAGCCAUAAUCAUCAUUAUCCUAUUAGUGUUAAAGUUCAAGAACAGAUCGGAUGGUGUGUACAAAGUGGACGAGACUAAGACGUUCCACGCCUCGCAAGGACAGUCAGCUGCGUUACUGGGCGCCACUCAGUCUCCGCCCACGCCUCAAGCUAUCAACGGCAACAUCAAGAACGGCAACGGGAAAGCCAAGAAGAGAGAGAUCAAAGACAUAAAGGAGUGGUACGUGUAAAAUGUGUUGUGAUCGCGACUGUGUGUCACUCUUUCCUUUAUUUCUCUCUGUUGAACAGUACCAAAAUAAAGCGAAGGACAGACAUGUUGGAAAGCACAAUAUUAAAUAGAUAAGUAUUAUUAAUUGUUAUGAACAUGCGUGUUGUUCAAUUUUAUAAAAGGAAAUAACUGAAAUCGAUGUUUAAUAUUGAUAGUAAAUGUUGUUUAUUUUGAACACUUAUACAAUUCUUGGUUUCUUUUGUUUGUGGUAUUGAAGACUGAAUUUUAAUUAUGUCAAAUAAAGUAGUUUUUAAGGUUGAAAAGAGUUGUUUUCAUAAAAUGUUGUUUCUAUUUUUAACAACAAAGGUGGUAUACUUUCUUUUAUUGAUAUGGAUACACUUACAUGUACAUACACUUUAGAUAAACAAUCAUUUUGUACUUCAACACCUUAGGCUUUUAUUAGACAAAAUAUGCUUACUGUGUUUUAGUUAAACAUGUUAUUGGCAUUAACCACAUUUUGUGACUGUUUCUGAAUUUCUCUUUUGAACUACCCUUUAAUCCUGCGCAACUCACAAAUUAAUAAGGCUUUUACGGACUCCAUGCUUUGGUUUAGAGAAGAGUCCCCAUCCAAUAGAAUGGUAAUUUUAAAGCGACACCUUGAAAAUAUUAUAUGUAUCACAAUAAACUUUAAAGGCAAUAAAAAUUUUAUUUUUUGUAAGUAAUAAAGUAAGGGUUGUUACAGUUUGUAAUAUAAAGUGUAUACAAAUCAACUUUUUUAAAUAUAUUACACUCAUUAGUAAAUAAUGAUUGAGUAUUUGAUGAAGAGUCUUGUUUAAUUUAAUAAAUACUCUCUCCUUUGCUUGGAGGUGCAUUAUAGUUCUUUUGAAAAUAGAAAAAUUAAAUAAAAACAGGGAAUUAUAAAAAGUAUUGAUCUCAACAUGUUUAUUACUUGAUAAGGGCAAUAAAAUUGAUAAUUGUGUUACUAUGCCAUUUAGUGUAAAUAGUCAGAUAAUAAUGUUGUACAGAUGUAAAUUUUUAAAAAAAUCAUUGCCAAUAUUUUUGUUUAAUGCAGCGUUAUUAUAGUUUUACAUUACAUUAUCAUUAUCUAUGUAUAAAACUGUAGGAAGUAUGUUUAUUUGGCAUUCUUGAAUAUACAACAUUUAAAACAAA